Oryza brachyantha (malo sina) is the source of this 1718-nucleotide messenger RNA. RefSeq names its product UPF0187 protein At3g61320, chloroplastic-like. Bases 1 to 1275 code for a protein of 424 amino acids. Gene Ontology annotation, biological process: regulation of photosynthesis, light reaction. The transcript is spliced from 4 exons. Gene Ontology annotation, molecular function: voltage-gated chloride channel activity. The record is from RefSeq and is a predicted model, not a curated record. Lineage: Eukaryota; Viridiplantae; Streptophyta; Magnoliopsida; Poales; Poaceae.
AUGCAGAUGGUUGGGUGGGUAAACCUCCCCGCAUCCGCUCCUCGACCACAAACGAGAAAUGGCUGCUUGAGCGCCGUCUCCCUCCUCGCCGCCGCCGCCAUGCCGCCGCCAAUACCUUCCAUUUACCGGCAACCGCCCAAGCCCAACCACGUCGCGCGAUGCGUCCCCGUCCCCGACCCGCCCAAAGCCCCGCCCGCGCCCGCGCCGGCGCCGCCCAACCCGCUCCUCUCCCUCCUCUCCGUCGUGCCCGACUGGGCCGACGCCGUCUCCGAGCGCCGCAUCCGCGACCGCCGCCCGCUCUACACCCACGCCGACUGGCGCCACCACCGCAGCUCCCGCCGCCACCUGCGCCACUUCCUCUCCUCCCUCGCCUCCCGCGUCAUCCUCUCCCUCGCGCCCCCCGUCUCCGCCUUCACCGCCUUCGCCGCCGCCAUUGCCACCUACAACACCCUCCUCCCCGCCUACGCCCUCACCGCCUCCCCCCUCCCCUACCAGCUCACCGCCCCCGCCCUCGCCCUCCUCCUCGUCUUCCGCACCGAGGCCUCCUACGCGCGCUUCGACGAGGGCCGCAAGGCCUGGAUGCGCGUCCUCGCUGCGGCUGCCGACCUCGCCGGGAUGGCCAUGCGCCACCCCGCGCCUGCGCCUCACCUCAUCAACUACAUCCUUGCCUUCCCUGUUGCGCUCAAGUGUCAUAUAAUCAACCACUCGGACAUAAAAAACGACCUUCAGGGUUUGCUCUCAGAGGAUGACUUGAAUGUUGUUCUGCGAUCAAAACAUCGUCCUCGCUGUAUCAUUGAGUUCAUUUCACAGAGCCUCUACAUGUUGGAUUUCGGUGAAAGUAAGCGGAAUAUCAUGGAGUCUAAACUAUCUUGUUUUCUUGAAGGAAUUGCUGUUUGCGAGCAGCUUAUUGGGAUUCCUAUUCCUCUGUCAUACACUAGACUGACUUCAAGAUUUCUUGUUCUGUGGCAUCUCACACUACCAGUGAUACUCUGGGAUGAAUGUAAAUGGAUAGUCGUUCCAGCUACUUUUAUCAGUGCUGCCUCUUUGUUCUGCAUUGAGGAGGUUGGUGUUCUUAUUGAGGAGCCAUUCCCCAUGCUUGCUCUAGACGAACUGUGCAAGCAGCUCCAUGACAGCACGCAGGAUGUGAUGUCACUGCAAAGUCUGGUUCACAAGCGCCUAACCGCCACCAGGAAGAAGGGCCAAGGCAGUGGCAUGAACCGAUGUUCAGACAACGGGUGGCCUAGCUCCAAAAGCGAAGAAGCGAAAAUUGAUUGAGAGCAAGGUGCGGAAUUAUUAAAGUGUAUCAUGCCAUUGCAUGCAAUAAAGGCCUUUGGUUCAUAUCUCAAGCAAAGUCGAGGGUGUGCGUAUGUACCUGGCUGCAUCCCAACAGGUCUAUUUGGUACAGUGAUGUAGUAGUACAAAGUUAUGAGAGGUAGGAUAUCAUCAUGAAUGUAAAAUUAAUUAAGGGAUGAGAUGCGGUUACCUUACACGUAGCGUAGUUUGUCGGAGGAAGCAUGCAUGCAGGUUACGGAUGUACAUAUAUAUCGUGAAUAGUUUGCUAGUUGUUUGUAUAUAUGUAGACAGGAUUUUGACGAGCCGUAUGUAAAGAUUUACGCUACGUACUGAUACAGUGUCUUUUUUACGUAAUGUUAUGCUGGUAGUGGUAAACCGAACAUAUACGGCCGUCUGUAAAGAAGCAAGGCAAACCAAAUCCGGCU